Messenger RNA from Cataglyphis hispanica, 668 nucleotides. Its product is annotated as ribosomal protein 63, mitochondrial. The transcript has 2 exons. Bases 126 to 446 code for a protein of 106 amino acids. NCBI's taxonomy places the organism in Eukaryota, Metazoa, Arthropoda, Insecta, Hymenoptera, Formicidae. Gene Ontology annotation, cellular component: mitochondrial ribosome. Gene Ontology annotation, biological process: mitochondrial translation. Gene Ontology annotation, molecular function: structural constituent of ribosome. The record is from RefSeq and is a predicted model, not a curated record.
AUUCUAGUAGCGGAUAGUGAAAGAGCAGGCGCAAUAGUGGGGAUUAUAUGGUGGAGCUGUGGUGCACAGUGACAUAACCUUUAUUAAAUACGAUUUAUUUAAAAGUACAUAGCAUCUGAUUUACAAUGCGGCUUGGAUUAAUUCUAUUACACAUUUCUAAACCUAAAAUGCCAUAUAGAUUUAGAGGAAAAUAUCGUAUAGUUAAGAAACCAUCUCUGCACGAUUUAUAUAAGAUGAAGAAUGAUUUUGAAAGAGAAGAACAAAACAUGUUGAUUUUGCGACAUCCUUAUCUUACAAUCGAGCAAUCUCAUGGUCAUGCACGAACAUCAGAAAAAAUAGAAAAGUUUUUUCAACAAAUGUAUGAAAAAAGAAAACAGGAAUACCAAAAGGAAAUCACUAUUGCAGAACGUCUACACCAUUUGAGAGUCACGGAAGGAUGGGAUUAGAAGAAUGUCGUAAUUUUUUUUUUUUUUCAACAAUUUUAUGUAAAUUGAUACAAUAUACUGAAUAUAUUACGUAAGCUUGAUAAGAUCGAUAUAUUGGUAAUGUACAAAUCAAAAGAUGGAGUUAAUACUGUGACAUUAUUUCAAAAAACUGAAUUAUAUUAUUUGUAUAUGAUUCAAGCCUUUACAUCUACUAAAAAGGUGUCUUUAAAUUUCGUUAAUGCA